UGUGGAGGAGGGACAGGAGCUGGAAUUUCAGCAAUCUCACUGACUCGGCAGUCCUUCUCUGGGAGAGGCACUUUGACGAGACCAUCGGAGCAUCUAUUGCAGGGAGCAAGGUUUCCAGCCUCCCAAGACACUGAUUCUUACCUCUAAAGCACCAGGGAGUAGGGAUGGUGCCCUGGGGCCUUGGAGCGAUGCUCAUCUGCCUUUUCUUGGGUCUGACAGAAGAAGAGAAUCUUCAACGAGCCGUCCUUGCGGAGCCAGAGAAUCUUGUCAUCUCCGAAGGAGAAACAGCUCUGCUGAAGUGUGAGGCGGAGAACACAUCUGGCAUCGUGCAGUGGGCAAAAGAUGGGCUUCUACUCGGCCCCGACCGCAACAUCCCCGGAUUCCCCCGCUACAGCCUGGUGGGAGACCCUAGCAGAGGGGAGUAUAAUCUUCAAAUAACAUGGAGCCGGCUGGAAGACGAUGCCUUAUAUGAGUGCCAGGUGGGGCCCUCUGAGAAAAGCAGUGCCGUCAUCUCUCACAGAGUGACACUCACCGUGCUCGUACCCCCUAAGAUGCCGCUCCUCACAGAGUAUUUGGCCAACAGCACCGUGACUUGGGUGGCUGGCACGGAGUACACCGUGAACUGCCAGGUGAAGGAUGCCCGGCCUGCUGCAGAGAUUGCCUUCAGCAAGGGUGACGACAAUGUGCUAGAUGCUGAAUCUAGCUCCCAGCCGGGAUCUCAAGACAAACUCUUCAGCACCGAGGCAGUGCUGAGGAUCACCCCCCAGAGCUCAGACAAUAGGAAAUGGCUGCUGUGCCGAGCCUCAAACUCAGCCUCUUUAAUCCCAGCGGUUACCGGCUUCACCAUGAAUAUCCUGUUUCCACCUGAUGCUCCCGUUAUCCUGGGCUAUGAGGGCUCCGUAGUCAAAGCCAAAGACAAGCUAAAGCUGACCUGCAUUUCUCUUGGUGGAAAUCCUCUAGCUACCCUGCAGUGGCUGAAGAACGGGGAAGUCAUUUCCACCAACUGGGAGACAGAUGAUACAAGCCAAUUGUCCCGGAGUUCCUUGCCUCUCAGCCUAACAGCAGAAGACAAUAACGCCACGGUGACCUGCCAGGCCUUGAACCAAGUAUUAUCCCUUCCCUUGCAGGCCAGCGUCACUCUGCAAGUGGUCUUUUUUCCUGAAGAGGUGAAAAUUAUUGGUUCAAGCAGCACCCCAGAAAAUAAGGAGGUCUCUGUGAGCUGCUCCACCUCCUCAAGCAACCCCCCUGUGCAGUUGCGCUGGUGGUUGGGCUGGAGGGAACUCAACGCCACUGAAGUCAGCAUCUCUGAGGGAACUCACGGUGGGAAGAUCUCUGUCUCUAACCUGACUUACAGAGCACUCCGAGAAGACAAUGACCUACAGUUGACCUGCGAGGCCUUCAAUGAAGCCGUCCUGUAUGCCAAGAAGGCUAGUGUCACCCUGAAAGUACUAUAUCCACCCCAGAAGAUCUGGAUCGACGUGCCUCCUCAAGAUGUGCAGUUCCGAGUCGGUGCCCAAGUCAAGCUAAUUUGUUUUGCCAGUGGUGGAAAUCCUUUGCCGCGCCUCGACUGGUUCAAGGAGACCAAGCUGGUGAGAGAUGGGAUAGUGGUGCCUGCAGGUCUGUCAGGAAAUAUUGUUUCCAAGGAGUUGCUCCUGACCACGACUCCCAGCGAUAACAAGGCCACCUACCGUUGCAACGCCUCCAGUCCCUCCAGGACCCAGCCUCCCCUCACUGCCCCUACUCGUCUGCACGUCCAAUUCCCACCGCUGCAGGUAACAAUCACUACGACAAGCAAAGAAGUCAGGUGUAACCAGACGGUGAAGCUUACCUGUCGGUCGGGCAGCAGCAACCCUCCUGCCAAACUCACGUGGCUCAAAGAUGGAAAGAAGUUGAAUGCAGUUGACCUUGGGCAGAAGAAGGCAGAGUAUGGAGGCUUCUCCACUUCAGGCCAAGUGACUCUGGUGGCUUUCGUUGCAGAGCAUGGGAAGAGGGUGGAAUGCCACGCCUACAGCUCAGUUCUCUCUGAAGGCGUAAAUGCCUUUUACCAGUUCAAUAUCCUAUUUCCUCCAGAAUUCUCUAUCAACCAGCCUCACAUAGUGCAAGCUGCAGAGUAUGAAGUUAUCCAGCUGCCUCUGAUGGUCUCUGCCAGCCCUCCUGAGAUCACCUACCGUUGGAGCUUCCUUGGAGAGGUACUUCUCACAGAGGGUUCCCCACGGUAUCACUUGCGGGACGGUGGAUCUCUGGAGAUCUCAAAAGUGAUACGAACCGACUCCGGCCUGUACUCUGUUUACUGUGAGAACUCCGAAGGCCACAGCGAGACAGCCAUCUUGCUGGACGUCCAGUAUGCACCAUCCAUCCGCAGCAUUGGAGACCCAACUACUGUGGAUCUGGGGGGCACAGCUGAGAUUGUGUGUCAAGCUGAUGCCAAUCCCACACCUGUGGGCAUGUUCAAAUGGAGAUGGCUGGGUGAGCUGGAGCGUAGCCUGGAAGAGAUGGGCAUCGAACUGCUGUCCGAAGGGCUGGUGGGGCGGCUGCAUAUCCAGGAGGCAAAGAGAGCUCACGCUGGACUCUAUGAGUGCCAAGUAGACAACGGCAUUUCCCCUGCAGCACGGAGCAGCGCCCGCUUGGUUGUACAAUUUCCGCCAGAGAUCAUGAAGAGCCCUGGACAGAGAAAAGUGGGGGCUUCAGGAGAUGGAAUAAGUGAUGCCUGUCUCCUGUGCCAUGCCCAAGGUGUUCCCCCAGUGGAAUUCAGUUGGGCAAAGAAAGGGGUUGCCCUUGAUCUUCAGAACUCCAGGUACACGGUUCUCACGGAACACAAAGCAUCUGUGCACACCAGCAUUUUAACCAUCAUCAAUGUGAGCUCUGUUCACGACUACGGCCUCUUCACCUGCACAGCCAGCAAUGUGAUGGGCACUGAUGCAUUUGACAUCCAGCUGCUUAGCAUCGGCCGCCCUGACCCCCCAACAGGGCUAAAGGUCGUUGCUGUGGCCCACAACUGGCUGGCUUUGGAAUGGACCCCUGGCUUUGAUGGAGGACUUAAGCAAAGCUUUCAUGUGAGGUAUCACCAGCCAGGUACUCCCAGCUUUCUGGAGGUAGACGUCUUCCCACCACAAUCACCCACGUUCACCUUGACGGGACUCCAUCCAAACACUCCCUACAACAUCUCCAUCCACGCACGCAAUGCUCUUGGCGAAAGUGACUUUACUGAUGGUAUGAGUCUCAUUGUUACCACCACAGAGUUCGAGAAGAAGCCGUUGGACAUAACGCCCCAAACUCCACCCAUUCAUGGACCAGGUAUCAUAGCUAAUAAACUGGCUUUGUUAUCUGUAGUGGGAGGUGUGGGGAGCUUGAACCUGAGUCUUCCUAGUCCUCUAGCCACUACACCACACUACCCUGAUAUUUUGUAUGCAGACAUUGCAGUUGUGUACUUAUUUCUGCAGGGCACCUCUGCUGAGUCAACAACGGGCUCUACGGCCACUGCACGGCCCUGGUCUCGGCUGGGCCGCCACACUGAGAGCGAGGCUGAUGCCAGCCUUAUAGAGCCUCCUAGAUUGGCCCCGUGGCUCAGUUCCCAAGAACCCCAUGAGUACGAAGAAGUGAUGGCACCCCCAGGACUUAAGGAAAAGGGACCUCUUUACCACACCUGGUACCCCGAAGAAGCACCAUGGAUCCCUGAGUAUCAGGGACCCUACCAGCAGAGGAGAAAAUCGCUGGCUGGCUAUGAGGAGAUAAUGCCAGUGUAUGACCCUGUGGCCGAUUCCCUACCAUUCAGCAGGGACAGAUCGUUGCCAUUGGAGCAUCUUGGGGAACUGGUCUGAAGGCCAAAAGACAAUCAAUGUUGGACCCAUGUCAGGACGUACUGCUCGACCCCUACUGGUAGUGAGAUGCUAUAGCAUGGUGCUUGAUCCCUAUUUGUGUGCGGAGUCAAGUCACUUCUAACCCCUGGCGACCCUAUGAAUCAACGUCCUUCAAAACGUCCUAUCGUUAACAGCCUCGUUCAGGUGUUCAGGUCCUUGCAAACCGAGGGCUGCAGCUUCCUUGACUGAGCCAAUCCAUUUCAAGUUGGGUCUUCCUGUUUCCCUGCUGUCUUAAGCUUUUCAUAAUAUUAUUGUCUUUUCCAGUGAAUCUCGUCUUCUUGUAAUAUGACCAAAGUAUGAUCGCCUCAGUUCAUUUUAGCUUCUAAGGAGAGUUCAGGCUUGAUUUGAUUUAGCACCCAUGGAUUUGGCAUGGAGUAACCUUUAAAAACACCCUUUUCACCCCAUGGUGCUCCAACUUCUGUGGAGGGGAAGGAAUGCUGUGUGUAUGUGUGUGUGUGUUGUCAUAUCAAAAAGCAACAGGACUGUUCAGCCUUGCUGGGGGAAGGGGGAUAGCUACAAUUUAG
This is a messenger RNA of Sphaerodactylus townsendi, 4381 nucleotides long. RefSeq names its product NPHS1 adhesion molecule, nephrin (gene NPHS1). Gene Ontology annotation, biological process: cell-cell adhesion. The coding region runs from base 165 to 3818 and encodes 1217 amino acids. Gene Ontology annotation, molecular function: cell adhesion molecule binding. The transcript is spliced from 27 exons. Gene Ontology annotation, cellular component: cell-cell junction. The record is from RefSeq and is a predicted model, not a curated record. NCBI's taxonomy places the organism in Eukaryota, Metazoa, Chordata, Lepidosauria, Squamata, Sphaerodactylidae.